AUGCAGCCAGCGCCCUCUGACGUUUCCAAUCGCUCACGCACUGUAAACCGCUCCCCAGACAACUUUCACUCUACCCAGCAUGGACAUGAUCUUUAUUGCGACUCCCAAAUCUCUGGCCGUCUCCCCUGGGGCACCGGAGACAUUCCUAUGGGCUCUGACUCAUCGGCCGACGAGUUAUCGCUCCUAAACACCGAGUCCUCGUCAGCAAUCGAUCGAGUGAGUGAGUACGAGAUUAAAUCUCGGAGUCAGUCGGAUUUUGGAUUCAUCGUGAUACCGUCAACGAAGGAGUCGAGCUUGUCAAUUGAUGCAUUCCCGAAUGAGGUCUUAACCCAUAUUUUAUCCCACCUGCCUCCGCCGGCACUGUCAUCUAUCGCACUGGUGUCCCGUCGGUUCCACAGUCUUGUUACUACCCCUCAUGCGUGGAGGAUCGCCUUCUCGCGCUACUUCCCUGGCCCCUCGGCUUUGGAAGAUGCUCAUGACUCCGAUCGAUUGACGUCAGACAAACGAUACUUUUCAAGACUUACUGCAUUAGCCUCGUGGAGGAGCGAAUAUAUCCUAAGAACUCGCUUGCUGCGAUCACUUUCGAGAGGCAAACCAGCUCAAUUCGGAUUAGCUAAGAGGAGUCCUGCGGUCCGAACCGCAUCAGUCCGUAAUGGAAGCGCGAUCGCGACCUACACUUCGCAGCUCUUGUACCCUGUCAGCCAUCUGAAUGGAAAUUUUGGCAACGAAUCUUCAAGAAAGGAGCCUCUCUUUAUCCAUGGCGCCUCAGAGCAGUGUGCGGUGACCGCUAGCGACCCCUCAACUGUCAAGGUUGGCACCUGGGGUUUGGCCGAUCACAAUUUCUCUCGUCACUUCGCCGAUUCGUUUCCUGGGGAGACAGAAUAUGGACUUGGAUCUGGUAAUAUUGUUGGGGUGCCCAACUCGAUGGAGAUCAGCCAGCCUUAUGGCAUGAUUUACGGCGAAGGGUGCCCACAAGGACGUAUUUACUAUUUGUCCACGGCCGAGCAGAGGGGAAGGUUUUUAGGUCUUCCUAACGAUAGUGGAUCGCAACCUCAGUUCGGUAUUCCUGCCAUUAACCACAUCACAACUGCGAUCACUGCCGUAUGGAUCGCGAAAUCGGCCGACAUACUCAAAAUGACCGGCGGGUUGGUUGGAAUGUUGUCUGGGUCGUCCUCGGGGAUUCUAAGCGCUUAUGCCUUGGGCCCUCAUCCAACCUACGAGAAGCGAUUCGAAAGAGGUCAGGUUACAGCUCGAUGGGUUCUUAGCCCUGGUGUCCCUAUCGUCUCAAUUGCGGUUGAUGAGAACUAUUCCGUGAAGCGCCAUCAGCGUGGUCGCGUGUGGGCGGCUGUCCUCAAUGCAUUGGGAGAGGUGUUCUAUCUCUCCGAUCUGCCCCAGCAAACCGAUCCUAUGCCGACCAAUAUAACGCCCGAGAUUACCGAUCAACAAGCUUGGAAAACCGGGCGCAGUGUCCGAUGGGAGCUAGUGGAGGUCAGCAGGCGGACCGCUCGACCCGAUCCGUUUAAUCGCGAGCUUGUCGACGGCAGUUAUAGCCCACGAUCGUCUUCUGACUCAAUGAAACUUAGCGACGAGCAGGUAACAGCAGAGACAAAAGAAAUUGAGCAAUUCUUAUCUUUCAAACCGAAGCAUUUCCGCAAGGUGUGCGAAGGUUGGGAUAUGAGGCGCGACCUGAGAGUGGAUUUCCCUGGAGGCGAUGGCCAUGGUGCUGGUGAGGUAUUCGUCGUGAUUCAACGUGGUGACGGAGAAGACCAAAAAGCCGCUAUUCGCAGAUACGCCCGUAAAAUUAUACCGUCUCAUUUGCCAAUACCCGUUUCCAAGCCAGAUACGCCUUCUCCAGCCGUCGUUACCUCUUCGAUUUUCGGUGGACCUGCCAGUUCCCCAGCAGUUUCGUCCGCCACAAACAGUUUCCCACCCUCUCGAGCCUCAAGUCAACUCACAGAAACCGUUUUCUCUGCGGCAAACACCGAAUGGUACAUUACCGAAUUUCACUUCGAUGGUCGAAAGUCUUUGCAAAUCACAACAAGUGCUUUAGACAAUUCGACCUAUUCCGUCUUGGCUCCUGAUGAGGAUCUUCUUAUGUCGGGCAACCCCGAGUCAUCCUCUGCUGUAUCGUCACCCUUGCCGCACAUGCAACGGCCUUCCGGCGCUGAAAUACCAGGGCAACGUGGGCGAUAUAUGGCGGUUGGUACUGCCACUGGUUCGGUUUUCGUUUGGGACAUUCGCUCCCCCACCGCAAAGAAUUCCGAGAUUGUCAACUCUGUUGCGCCGAUUCGAUGCAUAUUCACUGAAUCCCCAAGUGUGUCUUGUGUCGCUCUGACGUCUUUGUAUCUGGUGCAUGGUGGAAAUGAUGGACUAGUGCAAGCUUGGGAUCCCCUCGCUUCCACAAGCCGUCCAAUUCGAACCAUCAAUUCCCGUUUCUCGACGCGUGCGCGCCGACGGUUGGUCCAGGCCGAAGCUUCCAUGAAUGGCGUUGGAAAUAAUUUCUACGCAACGGGUGCGAUAAGUCUCGAUCCCGAUCCCACUCGUCUAAGAGGUAUGGUGGCCUUGGGCACCCAUCUUCGCUACUGGUCGUAUAGCUCCUCUGCUGCAGACCAGUAUAAGAGUAACAAGCGGCGGCUUCGUUAUGGCCAACGAGGUAACAACCUAGGCGCCGGCGGUCAGCGAUUCAACAACAGUGGACGCGGGGCCAUCAAUGAUUACAUCGAGGAUGAGAAACGGGAAAUGGAGCUACAAGCGAAAGCCGACCAGAAAGAGAGAGCCCACCUAAGUAACCGGUUUGGGGUCGACCUCUUGGGUCCGGAUGUUAGCGAAGAGGAGCUGCUCGCCUAUGCACAGCUGUUGAGCCAGGAGGCAUACAGCAGCGAAGCUACGAAGCGGGGCGAUACUGUGGAGGAUUCUGUUAUCAGUACUUCGCCCAGCGACACUAUCGGACCGAAUGAUAGUUCUUUUGCACCCGAUGAGCUUUCGUCGGCCUCUUCUCCGUGCAACGACCCUGUCGAAGAUGACCUAGACCCAGAAAUUGCGGAAGCAAUUCGAUUGAGUCUUCUUGAAGAAUCCGCAAACCAAGGCUCAUUUGAGCCACCUUCACCCUUUGCUGUCAAACACUCGAAUGGCAUGUCGUCGGUUAAGAGUGCAUCGUCUUCUCCUAAAGCAGAAGCUGCAGAGAGCAGCCGGCAGCAGGAGAUAGACGAUCUAGAUUUGGCCAUCCAGCUGAGUCUUGUGGAGACUAAUGGCUAUGAGCAUGAACAACUUGGUGAUCCUUCUGACCAUCAAGACGACGAGUUCCCCUCUCUUCCAGCGUCACAGUCUCCAGCAUCCGCAAAGAACAAGGGCAAGGCUCGGGUGGUCUGGUAG
Messenger RNA from Aspergillus puulaauensis, 3372 nucleotides. Its product is annotated as F-box and WD domain protein. The transcript has 2 exons. The record is from RefSeq and is a predicted model, not a curated record. Gene Ontology annotation, biological process: proteasome-mediated ubiquitin-dependent protein catabolic process. Bases 1 to 3372 code for a protein of 1123 amino acids. Gene Ontology annotation, cellular component: cytosol; nucleus; proteasome regulatory particle, base subcomplex. Lineage: Eukaryota; Fungi; Ascomycota; Eurotiomycetes; Eurotiales; Aspergillaceae. Gene Ontology annotation, molecular function: polyubiquitin modification-dependent protein binding.